This is a messenger RNA of Cryptomeria japonica (Japanese cedar), 642 nucleotides long. RefSeq names its product leucine-rich repeat protein 1-like. The coding region runs from base 1 to 642 and encodes 213 amino acids. Lineage: Eukaryota; Viridiplantae; Streptophyta; Pinopsida; Cupressales; Cupressaceae. The transcript is spliced from 6 exons. Gene Ontology annotation, molecular function: protein binding. The record is from RefSeq and is a predicted model, not a curated record.
AUGGCUGCUACAUCAACAUCCCUGUUGAUCCUGAUGCACUUUGUGGUGGGAGGAUUUGUUGUGUGCAACCUCCUUUCCAUUCAAUGCAAUGCCAAUGCAGAAGGAGAUGCACUGAUAGCGCUGAGGAGUACGUUGCAUGACCCACAUAAUGUAUUGGAAAGUUGGGAUCCAACCCUAGUAAAUCCUUGUACAUGGUUUCAUAUCACCUGUGACAUCAACCAUCGUGUAACGAGAGUGGAUUUGGCAAAUAAUGGCCUUUCUGGUCCUCUCUCACCAAGGAUCGGUGAUCUUCCCAACUUACAAUAUCUGCAUUUAUUCCGCAAUUCAUUGAGUGGAAGCUUGCCACCAAGUUUGGGGAAAUUAAAAAAUCUGAUUGCCCUUGAUUUAUUUAGCAAUUCCUUGAGUGGAAGCUUGCCAACAAGUCUGGGAAAGUUAAAAAAUCUGACUGCUCUUGGUCUUUCUGACAACAAGUUUUGUGGGAAAAUACCCACCUCACUUACCCAUCUUUCCAACCUUCGUUUCUUAAAUCUCUUAAACAAUCAACUCAGUGGCCCUAUUCCAACAGGAGGGUCGCUCUCAAGAUUUGGAUAUAAUAGAAGCCAUGUCAAAGAAUGGAAUGAAAUGGAAAGCACUGUGAUUUAA